CACCAUCCUAUUGUAAUUUCGGUUUCGGGCACUGGGCAGCUUUUGACUUAUUCAGCUAAUUAUUAAUAAUAAAACAUUUUUAGAAAGAUGGCUCAAAUUGGAGAACCUUUAACUCUAUCAAGAGACAUAAAAAGAUCCAUUGAACUUCUUGAAAAACUCCAAAAAAGUGGCGAAGUUCCUGCUACAAAACUGGCAGCUCUCCAAAAAGUUCUCCAGAGCGACUUUCUGAAUGCCGUGCGUGAAGUUUACGAACAUGUAUAUGAAACCGUAGACAUACAAGGGUCUCAAGAUGUAAGAGCUUCUGCCACAGCGAAAGCAACUGUAGCAGCUUUCGCAGCCAGUGAAGGGCACGCUCAUCCUAGAGUUGUGGAACUGCCAAAAACGGACGAAGGGUUAGGUUUUAAUGUUAUGGGAGGCAAAGAGCAAAAUUCACCAAUUUAUAUAUCAAGAAUUAUUCCUGGGGGCGUAGCAGAUAGACAUGGAGGAUUGAAAAGAGGUGAUCAACUUUUAAGCGUAAAUGGAGUGUCUGUAGAUGGUGAAAACCACGAGAAGGCUGUAGAACUAUUAAAACAAGCCCAUGGGUCUGUGAAACUUGUAGUUCGUUAUACUCCCAAAGUAUUAGAAGAAAUGGAACUUCGAUUUGAUAAACAAAGAGCCAGAAGGAGACAACAGUAUAAUUAAUUAAAGACUUGAAGUAUAUAAUCAUUUUCAUUCAGAUAUUCAGAAUUGUAACAUAGUUAAGUAAAAUUCAACUAGUGUUUCUUCUUUAGUUAAAAUGUUACAGUGUAUUGCAAUUUGUAAGCAUUUUGGUAAAUGUAAAGAUGGAGGUAUAGUUUUGUGAGCUUGUAGAUCUUAAUUUUACAAAUGCUUCCAAAUUAGCUAUCAAUACCAACAACAAAAGAUAGCAUAAAUGUUUAUUUAGUACUUCCAUUCUCUUGUAAUAGUCAGUAUUAGAAUAUUCAUUGAAAAUCUCAUGAAGCAU
This is a messenger RNA of Diabrotica balteata, 982 nucleotides long. Lineage: Eukaryota; Metazoa; Arthropoda; Insecta; Coleoptera; Chrysomelidae. The record is from the annotation of a GenBank genome assembly.